AUGCUACGCUUCGCCCGUGUCGGCCCUGCAGAAGUGGUUUCCAAUACCGCGGAGCUAUUUUGGCUUUGCUGGGAGUGCUUUGGUGUUGGGUCGGUCGUGUGGGCCAAGGCGUACCUCCCUAUCAUCGCUUUGACUAGCCUGCGCAACUCGCACUCUUUGGGUGGACUAAAUAUACAUGGUGAAAUCGUUCACAAGACGCAGGAGUGUGGCGAGAACGUGAGUAUUAGGUCUUCGCGCGGGUACGAGUCAGUCGCGAACCUGGCCGUUCGCGAGGAGAAGGACCCGAGCGCAAACGACAGUAAGGCCCAGCUCUACAGGCUCAUCGUGCUGUCCAAGAUCUCCGCUACGUUCACCACGCUCUUCGACAAGACGGCCGCCCUAAACAUCUACUGCGUGUACAAAACAUCUACAUCGUACAUUAACGGUCUAUUCAGCUUUGUUGGGCAACUAGUAAUCAAACGCGUAUUCAACGUUGAACAUGCAUUCGUGCGUAAAUGCCUCUUUCUCUACGGAGUGGUCUCACAGAUCGUUAUCAUUGCUAUCAUACGCUAA
This is a messenger RNA of Peronospora farinosa, 552 nucleotides long. NCBI's taxonomy places the organism in Eukaryota, Oomycota, Peronosporomycetes, Peronosporales, Peronosporaceae. The record is from the annotation of a GenBank genome assembly.